This is a messenger RNA of Tricharina praecox, 3426 nucleotides long. RefSeq lists its product as uncharacterized. Gene Ontology annotation, molecular function: ATP binding; protein binding; protein kinase activity. The transcript is spliced from 6 exons. The record is from RefSeq and is a predicted model, not a curated record. Lineage: Eukaryota; Fungi; Ascomycota; Pezizomycetes; Pezizales; Pyronemataceae. The coding region runs from base 1 to 3426 and encodes 1141 amino acids. Gene Ontology annotation, biological process: protein phosphorylation.
AUGUUCCACUCCAACCGUCCCCCGACCAAAUUACCGGCUCCUACUCACCCUCUCGAGAUCCGCACAGUAAGCGACUUCCUCACGCUAGUAACUCACCAUGAGAUCCCACGCGCACUCCAAUCCGAACACUUCGGUUAUCGCACCAGGGUCCUCGGUGCGGGUAGCCAAUUUACCGUCUACGACGGUAAGGGGAUCGAUUCUGACGAAGGCCUGCUCGCUGUGAAGAACAUAAAUCUCGGUGGCCUUGCGGAUCGGAGGAGAGCAAACGAACUCUACAAAGAGCUUAAAGCGCUCUGCGCUCUGCGGGACCAACCGCAUAUCAUUAACCUCAUUGCCUACGAUCUAAUAGAGGACCCUGGAUCCCCAUACCUUCACACCCCGGCAAUAGUCGUACGGCAUGCAGAGCGCACACUCUCCAGCCUCCUCGGUCCAUCUUGUCCAGAAGCCCAUCUUGACGGCGAAGAGAAGUACUCAAUCAUACUGGACGUGACCCGCGGACUCGUGGCAAUGCAUGAUAUGGGGAUUAUCCACGGGGAUGUUAAGGUGGAUAACAUUCUGCUCGUACGAGGCGAAAAGGUUUUGGAUAUCGCUCAACCGUAUAUGGCGAAACUUUCCGACUUCGGCUCGUGUAUAUUCCUGGACUCGUUGCCGACUGAUAGGCAGACGAGGUAUUAUGGCACGGAUAUAACCAAUGCUCCCGAGACGCAGGAUCAAUCGAGACACCCGAUACAUCCUGAGAUGCUGGGUAGAUGUGAUGCGUACUCACUAGGUCUAUUGUUGCUGCAUAUUUUUGCCGAGGAACUGAGGGAGUGCUGGAGUGCGAAGGAUGAGAGUGUUCUGCAGAGCGGGGUUGAUUUCAUCCAGAAGGAUGAGAAUGUACCAGAGGAGUUCAAAGCCGUCCUCGAGCUGGCAUGUAGACAGCUGUUGGCAUAUAACCCGGAGGAGCGGUGCUCAGAACUUUCCAUGGUCGAAACCAUCCUCGAAGUGGACUCCGAAAUGAGCCCACCGCCCCCUCCGAGAGUCGGCCGCACACGAAAAGAAAUAGACCACAGCCUCCAGACAUAUCUCAGCGACGCACACUACGUAACCUUCGGCUGGCAAGACGAGGAUGAGAUCCCGCUGGACGUACAACAACAGAUAAUAACGGACCUGACGCAAUCCACCCGCGGCCCUACCCGUGGCCGCACAUACUUCCAGCUGGCUCUAGCACGGUCUCUCGGCUUGGGAGGCCCCACGGAUAUCGAUGGGAUGUUAUCUGCCGCCGUGCAGUCCGCAAAAGCGGAUUAUCUCCCCGCGCAAGCGGUAGUUCAUGCAUGGCAUGUGGCUCAUAACCGUCCACUCGACAUCGAUGAAGAUUUGCAACUCGAUUGGCUGUAUGAAGCUGUUGCGUGGGGCUCCUGGACGGCGGAAAAGACCCUGCGGACCAUCGAUGCGGAUUUAUAUAUCCAGGCGAGACAGGACUUUCAUUCGAGGGGUGGGUUUAACCAGUAUUUCUAUCCGAAUCAACCUCCAGCGUGCAUCGGUUCCGGAAAGCCCAUUGAGGGUAGAGAUGAUGUUGACGACCUCCUAUUGAACGCGGCGAUAUAUGGAGACAAGGAGCUUGCAGAAGCCUGCAUACAAGCCGGUGGGGAUCCAAACGCUUGCAACGAGUUUGGGGAGAGUCUGCUGACUCUCAUCGCAUCCGGCGCCUCAGCGCAAACACUGGACAUCGACGGCGUAAAAAUCCGCGACUCCGCCAUCCACUGGAUCAUAUCCUUUGACACGGCAGACAUCCCUCGUACCACCAACCUCUUAUUCCUUGCCGGCGCUCGACUCGACGACGACAUGGGCUGGGACCACCCGUGCAUUGAAAUCCACGGAAGAUUCCCCCUCGGAGGGCCGCUAACGUUUGCAUUUCGGGCUUACAACCUUGCGGCGGUGAAGAAUCUCCUUCAGCAUGCGGAUGUAAUGGAAGAUUUGUGCUCGUUCGAGGGAUCGGCGGAUUCGUUGCCCAUUGAAUAUGCGAUUGCCCAGCAAUCAUCCGAGAUUCUGCAGGAGUUGGAAAAGCUUGGUGCUUUCGAAUGUUUGGACUGGCUAGGCGCUGCAGUGUGGUGGCUGGCGAUGUUGCCGCAGUACCACAUAGACACUAUCGAUGGCUUCCUUGGGGUACGAGCUGGUCAAUCCACAGUAGCAACCAUCGAUUUCGUUGCAGAGAGGGCGCCGGAAUUGCUUGAAGGUGACUCAGAGCGCGAUUACAUACCAAUUGUAGCAGCUGCAGGAAACCAUAACGAGACUGUUGUCAGAGCCCUCCUCGGGCACGGGUGUAGUGGAAACUCGACAUGCGCAGGAGAUGGCAAGACGCCGCUGGGUCAGUGGGCACGAAGCACGCUCUUCUGCAGCAACACAAUAGCAGUUGACCUCGUCGCCGCGGGUGCGGAUGUGAAUCAACGAAGUGCAGACAGGAGGACUCCGCUACAUUUCGCGAUACAAAGUUACAACACUCGUGCCACAGCGAAACUCCUGGAGCUCGGUGCAGACAUCGAAGCCCAGGAUAUGAGCACAUUCACACCAUUACACACAGCGGCAGCAUAUGGCUCCCUCGAACCAGGUCGAUUGCUGCUCGCCCAGGGCGCGAACUUCCACGCCACCUGCGACUGGUGGAAUCUGGCUGGAGACACAUUCUGGGACGAGUUGACCCCCGCAGCUUGGGCCGCAGUCGGUCACCACGAAGCAUUCCUUCACCUCCUCUUGGAAUACGACGAACAUCUGAUCGCGCGCCCGGUUUCUGGUGACACACUCCUUCACUUCGCAGUUUCGGAGCCGGAAACGAAGCUCUUGGAGUUUCUCCUGGAGUUUGUACCACGGACAGGACGGAAGCUCAGCGAGGGAUUGUACCUGGAUGUAGUGAACGGAGACGGCUGGACGGCACUGCAACUUGCAGCUGUGUUGGAUGUGGUCAGGCAGACGAUGGAACGGGUGAAAGAUGGCACGGCGUCAGAGCCGCCGAGUAUCAAGGGAAGAGAUAUUCCCAUCCCCGACGAGUAUAGAGGACCGAGCAAGGCUACGGAUGAGCGGCGGGAGCCUACGACUAAGGGUCGCCAUAUUAAAUAUGAUGAUCGACAAGAGCAGCUCGAGAAAUUCGGCUGGUUGAUUCAGCUCAUUGAGAGGAGUAACAGCGGGGGAGCAGCGCGAGACGAUAUCGUGGAUGAGGAGGAGUUUAGUUUGUGGCGAAGGAGGGAGCUGGGGCCUGAGGAUCCGCUGACGGCGAUAUUGCGUGAGAUUGGCAUGAAUGCCAACAGUGAUAGGGAGCUGGGACCUGAGGAUUCGCAGACGGCGAUGUUGCGUGAGAUUGGCAUGAAUGCCAACAGUGAUAGGGAGCUGGGACCUGAGGAUUCGCAGACGGCGAUGUUGCGUGAGAUUGGCAUGAUUGCCAACAUUGAUAGUUAG